Molecule: messenger RNA, 1356 nt
Organism: Rosa chinensis
Lineage: Eukaryota; Viridiplantae; Streptophyta; Magnoliopsida; Rosales; Rosaceae
Product: aspartic proteinase CDR1-like
Exons: 2
Coding region: 1-1356 (451 amino acids)
Cellular component (GO): extracellular region
Source: RefSeq, a predicted model, not a curated record
AUGUUGACUUACCUGUUUUUAUCCAUUGCAGUGUCACUGACAAUAUCUCUUACAUCUAUGUUCCCAUUGUUUUCUCUUAUACAAGCUAAUAAUCAUGGUGAACGCGGUUUUACUGUGGAACUUAUUCACCGAGACUCUCCAUUUUCGCCUCUCUAUAAUCCUUUAGAAACACCUUCAAAACGUGUUGCAAAUGCUUUACAGCGUUCCAUCAACCAUGCCAAUAGGAUCUUCAAGGCAACUUCAUUCACAUCAAACUGGCCGCAAUCCACAAUAAUGCCCGACACCGGUGAAUACCUCAUGGAAAUAUCAAUUGGUACGCCUCCAGUAGAAAUCUUAGGCACUGCAGAUACAGCCAGUGAUCUUUCAUGGAUACAAUGCAUCCCUUGUAGUACUUGUUUCAAGCAGAAAGCACCACUCUUUGAUCCCAAAAAUUCAAAAACUUAUGAGGAACAAAUAACAAUCUUGUCACUCAAGUCAAUCAAUGGAAUUGUUGCCACAGACACAAUUACAUUUGGCUCCACUACUAGGCAACCCUUUCGACUCCCUCAGAUUAUCUUGGGGUGUGGACACAACAACAGUGGGCUCUUUCGUGAAGCAGCAUCUGGCAUGAUUGGACUUGCUCGGGGAUCAGCCUCGCUUAUAUCCCAAAUGGAUUCUACGAUUGAUGGAAGAUUCUCUUAUUGUCAAGUGCAUGCUAUCUGGAAGCCAAACUCAACAGUCACAAGCAAAAUGAACUUUGGCAGUAGAGCUGUGGUGUCCGGGUUCAGGGUAGUUUCAACCCCAUUACUUACAGGCGACCCAAAUAUGUCAUUCUAUUUCCUAAGGUUGGAAGCAAUGAACGUUGGACUUAAGAGAUUCCAAUAUUAUACCAAUGGUACUGCUUCAACAAAACUAGGAAAGGGCAAUAUCAUCAUCGACGCGGGGACUACGCUGACAUAUUUACGGAAGGACGUUUACGGUAAAUUGGAAUCGGCAAUGAGUGAGGCAAUAAAAUUAGAACGUGUAAAUGAUACUCAACAUCAUCUAAACCUUUGCUAUAAAACCUAUUCGGAUAUCAAAGCUCCGAUAAUCACAGCGCAUUUUACUAGUGGUACAAAAUUGAAGUUAAAAGCUUUAAAUACAUUCAUGAGGUUGUCAAAGACUCUAGUCUGCUUUGCUUUCAAACCAACUCCAGUAGACAUCGCUAUUUUUGGCAACAUGGCACAAAGGAAUUUCUUCAUAGGAUACAUCCUUAAGAAAGAGACUGUCUCUCCUUUAAGCCUACUGAUUGUACCAAGCAUUAAUCACCAAUAUGCUAGGACGCAUAAGUAUCCGCGACUGGUUCUUUUCAUAAUAAUGUACUCUCAACUUUUUUAA